AAUCAAUAAUUUUAAAUAUUUUUUAUUACUUGGACACUUUUAUAAAUUCAUGAAUAUUUGAGGUUAUGUUUACACUCACACCAAGUGAUUUCAUUAAUCACAGAAAACGACAAUAAUAAUAAUUAUAAAAAUGAAACUCGAACAAUUUGACGUUAGUUACACCAGUACGAAUUGCAAUCAAACGCCCGCAGCUGCUGACUGGGGCAGGAACAAUUUAAUUUGUUAUGCAUCCAGUGACACUGUUUUAGUUUACGAUCCAAAUUUUGGAUCCGGAGGGAAAGUGAUCGACACCCUGAUUCACACGAAACGCGUGAAUUCAGUAAAAUGGGUCUGCAAACUGGAUAAACAUGAGUGUGAGACUGAAGUUGUUUCGGCUGUGGCAGAUGGACACGUUUGUAUUUGGAGCAAAAGUGAUUCUGAGGACACUUAUUCGCAAAGCUCGUUGGAUCACAAGUCAAAUGCGACAAUUGUUGAUGCAAUUUACAAGGAUGAGAAAAAUGUUAUAGUUGUUUCGGCACAUAUGGACUCAACUGUGAGAAUUGCAAACAAAGAAACCACGUCAGGAAAUUUUGACCUGAUUCAAACCCUGAACUUCGGCUACCACAUAAGCACAGCCCUAAGAAUAGCCAAAUUGCCCGACUCCAACUUAAUUCUCGCCGUAGCGCUGGACAAUUCAAAGAUAAACGUGUACACAGAACUAAACCACGAGUUUGUUGUUGGAAUGACACUCACAGGCCACGAUGAUUGGGUCAGAGGUUUAGACUUUGCCCUCAAUGAAGCAGAUUUGAAACUGGCCUCGUCGUCGCAGGACGCUUUCAUUCGAUUAUGGAAGUUCUCAACAGCGGACGAAAGGGGUACGACGUUGCAAACCAGCCAAACAACAUACAAAGUCACUUUGGAGUCCGUCCUGACUGGGCACGAGGGGUGGAUUUACUCGGUCAAGUGGAGCCCGGACGGCAAACAACUCCUGUCCGCCUCCAUAGACAAAACGUUGAUCGUUUGGGAGUACGACGCCGUGACGAAUCUGUGGCUGGACAAAGUCAGGCUGGGCGAAGUGGGCGGCAACACUCUCGGGUUUUACACCGGGGUGUUUUCGCCGGAUGGCCAGAGCAUCUUGGCUUACAGCUAUCACGGGGCCUUCCAUCUCUGGAGGCGUAACGAGGAGGUGGACAGUUGGGAGCCGCAGGUGACGGUCGGGGGGCAUUUCGACGAAGUGGUCGACCUGAGUUGGGAUCCGAAUGGGGAGUUCCUGAUCACUACUUCAAGUGAUCAAACUACCCGAAUUCACGCACCAUGGUCCAAAGACAAUAAAACUGUAACCUGGCAUGAAAUUGCCAGACCCCAAGUCCAUGGUCACAAUUUAUUUUGCCUGGCUAUGUUGUCAAGGUACCAGUUCGCCUCUGGAGCUGAGGAGAAAGUCGUAAGAGUCUUUGAGGCACCCCAAAACUUCAUUGAAAACUUCAGGAGGAUCUGUAAAAUUACCCACGAUAAAGAGGGGGACUCGUUGUUAAACUCUGGUAAACUGGAGGCAAGGGGCGCCUCCGUUCCAUCUUUGGGACUGUCGAACAAGGCCGUCUUCACCGACGACAACACCGAAGACACCAAACCCAUCGACAACAAAAAUCCUUACGCAGAAGAAUCUCUGUUCAAGGCGGCUGAGUUACACGAUCCUCCAACUGAAGAGACGCUGUUAGAAAACACCUUGUGGCCGGAGGUGCAGAAGUUAUAUGGACAUGGAUAUGAGAUUUUUUCGUUAGCUGCGUCUCCGGAUGGGAAAUUUUUGGCUUCUGCUUGUAAAUCAACGUCUCAGGAACAUGCUGUUAUAAUUAUAUGGAACACCGAAAACUGGAAAAUGGUACAAAAACUCCUGUCGCACACAUUGACCGUUGUCCAAAUGGAAUUUUCGCCCAACUCCCAGUACCUGCUGUCGGUUUCACGAGACAGACGCUGGUCCCUGUUCGAGAAGACCGAGAACGACUUCCAGUUGAUAUCCACGACCGACAAGAAAACGGGAAUACAUUCCAGGAUAAUAUGGACGUGCGGUUGGACCCACGACUCCGCCUACUUCGCCACCGGAUCCCGCGAUGCUAAAGUGGUGAUCUGGACGUUGAACAGGGGGAAGGAACGUGUGGACGCGUUGGGGCAGUGCGAGGCGGUCGAGACGUUGAAGCCGACCAAGGAUUCGGCCGUGACUGCGCUUGCGUUUGCGCCUCAGGCGAUCAACGAGGGGUACUUGAUGGCUGUUGGGUUUGAGAACGGGUCCGUUUAUUGCUAUCAGUGGAAACACGAUUGUAAAUUGGUCUUGCAAAUUGUUAAUCCGUUCUCACAUUCGCUGACGGUUAAGAAACUGAAAUUCAGACCAGCUUUGGGUAAAACUGGCGAACAUCCAGUCAACAGAAAUGUUUUACAGUUGGCUAGUUGCAGCUCCAACUUCCAAGUCAAGAUUUUUGAUAUAUUCAUCGACAAGUUGAAGAUUAUUAAUGUAUAAACUACGUUUUUGUAACAAUAAAUCAUAUACUUGUUA
Aethina tumida (small hive beetle) is the source of this 2524-nucleotide messenger RNA. RefSeq names its product elongator complex protein 2 (gene Elp2). The transcript is spliced from 8 exons. Bases 131 to 2488 code for a protein of 785 amino acids. Lineage: Eukaryota; Metazoa; Arthropoda; Insecta; Coleoptera; Nitidulidae. Gene Ontology annotation, molecular function: protein binding. The record is from RefSeq and is a predicted model, not a curated record. Gene Ontology annotation, cellular component: elongator holoenzyme complex. Gene Ontology annotation, biological process: tRNA wobble uridine modification.